AUGCAGCAACCAGCUUUUUUCGGAGUCACAUACGGUCUCCCAAGCCAGGAUGCAACUAAACUUGAGCGUUAUAUCAAAAAUAUAUUCGAUAAUAUUGACAAUAUACACUCAUAUUCGUAUUAUUCAGCGAUUAAAACAUUUCAAUCAUUUGUAUCAGGCCAAUAUAGAUAUUGGCAAGAAAUGAAUGAAGGCAGUGCUUAUAUUCAAGAGUUAUUUUUGAAUUUAAGCUUCAGUAAAUUACAAGAAAACACUCUCGUCUUUUUAAUCGUAAUGAAUGCCUUAUCUGAGAUAGAGUUAGGAACUAAAGGUGGUCUUGCAACAAAAAUCGUUAAGGAUAUUGCCUUAAUUACGCCAUCACCAAAUGUUCAUGUUUGGCAGCUUCUAGAUCAACUCUUAGUUUGGAUAACAAAUCCACUUGGUGCUUCAUUGCAUUUAACACUACAACCAUUGCGAGAUUUGAUUUGGAAAUGGUAUUUUGUCAAAAAACCGGAAACUCAGAUUUCAUCGCUUAAUCUCUUAGAUAUAUUCAUCCGCCGAUUUCCAUCAUACCUAAACUCGAAUUUUCAAGCAACACAGAGUCUUCUUUUAAGAGCUUUGCAUGAACCGGACAAAGCUGUACAAAAAGCGGCCUCUCAAGCUUUAGGAUCAUUCCUUAGCAUUUCUCAGACACAAUAUGUCAAUCAAUCCAUACUCAUUUCGAAGCAAAUCAUGAAAUCUUUUACGAAUAAAACGAUUCCACUCGAAGAAGGCUAUGUAGUCUCAAUCGCAAAUUGUCUUAGGAGAGAUGACGAUAUCCUUGGUUUUGUGCAAUUCCAAGAACCUCCAAUCAGCAGAAUUUCAUAUACUCUGACAAAUGAUACCAUCGGAGGAUUUGCUUUAAUAACAUUAGCGUAUCACACAUCGCCACUUACAUUUACGCAGCGCCAUAUUAACGCUGUUCUCGACAUCUAUUGCACUUUAUUCGAAUCUACAACUCCUCUUCCAAGGACAUUGUACAAAUACUUCGGCGACUUACUAUUCCAGUUUGACAUGCCUACGAGAUACCAAUACUCAAAACCAAUCGAACGCCUUACCGGAAUUUUGGGAAGACAAAUUUCUGACAAAUAUUCAGUUUACGGAUUCCUUUCUGUUGCUACUCCGAAGACUGAAGCGUUUAUUAAACUCAAAACUACCAUCAGCAACCAUUUAUUUUCGAAAUUAGUCGCAAAUGGCCUCGGAAAGUUCUGUUUGAGGUAUCCAAAGGAUUCUCCUGAUAUCCAUGCAUUAAUUAUUCAAAGUCUCAACAUGAUUUUGCUUACUUGCACCAAUACAACGAAACUUAAACAUUCAUUCAGAACAUUAGCUUGUUUUGAGUUCAGAAGAGACGAAGUAGAAACAGAAGUUUUGAUGCAGUACUCGAAAGCCCUCAAGAGCAAUGACGUAAGGCUCAGAGAACAAACAAUUAAUUUCUUCUUAUCUCAACAAAGGAUUUUCCCUGAAAUCAAACAACGUAUUGUUGCUUUCGUAGCUGCAGAACCUUCACCAGCACUAAGAAACUACACUCUUUCCAACCUUUUGGCGACACCUGUUGAUUCUCCACUCAUCCAGCCAUUGUUUGCACUUCUUCAUGAUGCAAAUGCCGCUGUUCGCAAGACGGCCUUGCAGAAACUCUCAAGUAUCAACAAUACAGAAGAAGCUAUUACUUCAUUUAUCUCGGAAUUAGUGAGAAACCUUCAGAAUUCAGAGAAACUCGAUAAGAGAACAAUUAACAAUCUCUUAAAUGCCGCUGAAUUCACUCCACAAUCACUUAUUCCGUUCAGAUCUUUCUUGAUGGAUGUCGUAAUUAAGUCAUCCAAGCAAUCCUCGUCAUCAUUGAGGUUACUAUCCAAACUAGUGGAUAAAACAGAGACAGAUUCAGUUCUUCCGCGCAUCGUAGAACACAUUUCUCAAUCAUUGACAUUGCAUUCAACGAAUAACAGACUUUCUGCUGUGUUGGAUCUUCUCAUUGCAACACUCAGAAACUCUUCGUUACGUAAUGAUAUGAGAAUUAAGUACUCAAACGUCAUUAUGAAGUUAAUGGCACUCGCAGAUGGCGUAGAAGACAAAGAAACACGUAUCAAAUUACUCGAAGCGUUAACAGAAAUCGCAAUUAUCGGUAAACAUGAGAUGUUGACUUGGUCGAUCGAAACAACUCAAAAUUUGCCAAGCCAACCAGUACCUUAUCCGACAUCUGCUGUUGCAUCAAUGCCAGUACUGUCUGCUUUGUCUGCAAAUACAAGUUUUGGCAUCGUUUUGAACGUUUUAACUGAUUCAUCGCUUGUUGCUUUACAUCCUAAGGCGAUUGAUUCAUUGUUGCUCGUUCUUAAGAGCCAUAGAAUACUGAAUCCGCAGUUCGAAGACUAUUUGGCCAAUGUUCUCAGGUCAAUGAUCUUAGAAGCAGAUAAUUCAGCGACAGUAUCAAUUAUUUUGCAUAACCUUUCAGUUUUUAUCACCAUUCUUGGCAAUAAGUUCGCACCAAUCAUUCCUCCUCUCAUAGAUUUGAUCUGUACAAACUGGGGAAGAUUGGAAAGCGGUUUGAUUUUGAGAGCUUUACAAUGGAUGGCAUUCAGAAUUUCUGAACUAUUAAGUCCAUACUUAGUACGUAUUACAAAUGUCAUUUUGAGCUCAUUGCCACUGUUGCCGGCGAAGGCAGCUGAUGAUGUAUUUUCUAUUUACAUCUCAAUGGGCUCCAUGAUGAAAGAAGUUGACUACAUAUUAGUUCCUUCACUUCUCAACUGGCUGGAAGUCAAUUUCGCUGAUACUUUCCUCAGUGAACAAGUUAUUCAGAAAUUAUUAACAAUUCUGAACGAAGUAGGAACAGAAAGGUAUGUAUCCGAAGUUAUCAGAACAUUGAUUAUCGUUUGCACCCAAAAUAAGUCAUUGCAGACGAAAUCAAUUGAUGUCUUAAUUCUUUUGGCCGCAAGACAAAGGAACGAAUUCAUUUUAUUCCUUCCUGAAAUUGUUCCUGUAUUUAACCUCUCAAACAACUCGAAUAUGGAUAUUAUUAUGAGAUCAAUCACUUCUGGCGUUGAACUCCCACAGUUCAUCACAGAAUCCUACAAGUCAACAACAAGAGAAGCCAAGAUCUCUCGUUGUUCCUCAGCAGCAGCCCUUGAACGCUUUGUUUACAUUAAACCAUCGAAUUUCAGAUUGCCAAAGACAGAAUGGGAUGCAGCUGAAUGGUCCCACUGGGCAGAUGAAGUCGUUCAAGCCAUUAUUUUGUCUUCUCCGCUCAGAUCUUCUUCAGCAUGUGGCACAUUGAGCGAACACAACGCAAAUGUUAGAUCCCAGCUCUUCCCAAUCUCAUUUGCAGCAUCAAUAGCCACAAGUAACGAUCCAGAUCUCCAACAAGCCCUUCACAACAUCAUAAUGUCCAAAGAUGUUCCAGAUUACAUCCUCAAAAACGCUCUAAACUCAGUAGAUCUUCUUGAUAUUGCCAAUUUCAAGGUAGAUCUCGAUAUGACAAUCCUCGCAAACAGAGCAAUGAAGGCAGGAUUGUUACAACAAGCGUUGAGAUACGCAGAAACACUUUACGAGAAAAAUCCAACAGAUAACGUUGAGAAUUUAGUUCUUCUCUACCAAAUGCUUGGAUUUCCAUUCGCUGCAAACGCCGCCUUACGCAAAUUCAACGCUCCAGAACUACACGACAACGUUGCAAUACACUUAGGAUUCUGGGAAGACGCGUUGGCCAGUUACGAAAGGAGAAUUGAACAAGGCGAAACAGGCCAGGACAUCAUCGAAGGACAAAUGAAGUGUUUGACAGGAUUGAACAGAUUCCAAGAUUUGGAAGUCAUCGCUCAGAAGACGGACAACGAGUUCUACAAAGCUGUUGCUGCUUUACACAUGUUCAAUGAUGAAGCUCUCAAGAAAGCUGUUUCUAAACUCGAUCCUCCGAAUGAUUCAACAUCAUUCUAUUACGCGUUCAAAGCUGUUUUAGAUCAGGAUUAUUUGGGAGCUCAGAAAUUAAUUGAAAUGAUGUUGACUCAAAAAGCUCCAAAGAUCACUUCACUUAUUGCAAAUGAUUACGAAAGAGCAUAUAAUCAUUUCGCUGAUUACUGUAUAUUAACAGAACUCUUCAAUGUCACGAAGAUUUUGAUAAACAGAGCUCAUAAUUUCAUUGAUCCUUCCUAUGAAAAUUCCAUCACAAAAUCUUGGAUGUUUAAGUUCGAGCAGUUACAUGAUUCUCCACUCCACAUGCUCGAAAUGUUGAGAGUAGAGAGUUUCAUUCUCGGUCCAGAACAGAUGCAGCCAUUCUGGGUCAAAUUCAUCCAUUACACGGCUAACGACAAAAACGCGCAAAUCAGGAAUUUGGCUUUAGGACACAUCAUCAACCAAAAUGAUACAGAACUUAAGUACACAAUGGCCGAAGUCAUCAGAUACGAAGGAAACCAUCCAAAGAGUUGCCAGACAUUGCAUCAGUUGAUUAAUUUGAGUCCAAACUCUCCAUUGACAGACAAAUGGCAGAGAAAACUCGGCCAAUGGUAUUUGGAAGACAACGAUUUGAUACAAGCAGAAGAGAUAUUGAAGAGAUCAACAAUUCCUUUCAAAGACGAUUCGAACACAUUGUUGUUGUAUGCGAAAGUUUGUUUCCAAUUAUUCGAAGGACAGAGAGACAACGAAUCUUACUUGGAAAGAGCAAUCGAAGCAAACUUAACAGCAUUCAGAUUAGCUCCUGUACAAGCAAGCCAAUACAUUCAACACAUCGCAACAUUGUUGUUCCAAAGAGGACAUCCUAAAGUGUUGAAUUCUUUCCGCAAAUUCAUUCCAAGAAUUCCAACAAGUUGCUGGAUCGAUUUGCUUUCACAAAUCAUUGCAAGAUUAGGUGCAAGUGGCGGAUUGAGACAGAUCAUGGAAGAUUUGGUCACAAGAAUAGGAAAGGAAUAUCCAAACCAAGCUCUUUACGCAUUGAUUGUCCAAUACAGAUCAAAGGAAACAGAGAAACAACAGCAAUCAUCAGAGUUAAUUUCAAAUCUCAGACAAAGUUAUCCAACAGUUGUCAGCGGAAUUUUGAAUUUAACUUACGAAUUGAUCAGAAUUGGAACGAGCUGGUUCGAGAUUUGGACACAAGCUCUCGAAGAAACAUCAAAGAUGUAUGAUCACGUGAAAGCAGCCAAUAUUUUGUUGCCUCUUCACGCUGUCAUUGAAAAACCACCAGAAACAAUGUUUGAAGUUUCUUUCGCUGCACAGUUCGGAAGUGUUUUACUCCAGGCACAUUCACUUCUUGACGCGUUUUUGAAUGACCACGAUGAGGACGCUUACAACAGAGCAUGGUCCAUUUAUGUCCCUGUUCUGAAGAAAGUCAGACUCAUCGUUCAAAGAGUUAAGAACAUCCCAUUGAACGAAGUUUCGCCACUUUUAUCUCAAUUGAAAGGAUCUGACACUGUUGUUCCAGGUCACUUCGAUCAGACAAUUCACAGUGUUGACAAACAAUUGAUUGUCGUUGAAUCGAAGCAGAGACCUCGCAGAGUCACAUUGAGAACAAACGAAGGAAAUUCGAUUGAUUUCCUUCUGAAAGCGAACGAAGACACGAGAUUGGAUAAAAGAAUCAUGCAACUCUUUGAUUUCAUCAACUCCGCGAUCGAGAGAGCUCCUGACAGACCAAGAAGACUCAGAAUUAUUCUAUACAAAGUAAUUCCAAUCACAAACAAAGUUGGUUUGAUCGGAUGGGUCAACAACUGCCAGACUCUUUCAUUAGUUAUUUCCCAGUACAGAGAACCACGUGGAGUUCCAUCAUUGGCUGAAUACGAAGCCAUUGUUAAAGAGUGCCCAGAUUUCGAUAAAUUAAGCGCAACAAUGGAUGACGAUGAAUUGGUCAGAUUGUUCCAUAUUGGUGUAUCAAUAACACCAGGAAAUGAACUUAAAGACGCUUUGUUCAUUAUGUCAUCGGAUUCAAGCCAUUGGUUGAAGAGAAGAGCUCUUUUCACAGAGAGUUUAGCUUCAACAUCAAUGGCUGGAUUCAUCCUCGGAUUGGGAGACAGACAUCCAGCGAACAUCAUGCUGCAUGAUACAACAGCUAAGCUUGUUCACAUCGAUUUCGGAGACUGUUUCGAAGUCGCCAUGAGAAGAGAAAAGUUCCAAGAAAGAGUUCCAUUUAGAUUAACUCGUUCUUUGGUUAACGCGUUAGGUGUCAAUGGUUUGGACGGAGAGUUCACGAAAGCGUGUGAAACAAUGUUAACAAUCAUGCGCGAGAACGGCGUCCAGAUCAUGGCACUCCUCGAAGCAUUCAUUUAUGAUCCUUUGCUCCAGUGGCUCAUGGCAAGAAGCGACGCAGGAGAAAGACCUGAAAUAGAAACAAUGAAGAGAAUUAAAGAGAAAAUUAAUGACGCAAGAGGUGUCAAACAACAGGUCGCUUCGCUCGUGGAGGCCGCUACUGAUGAAAGGAAUUUGGCAAGAAUGUUCAGAGGCUGGUACCCAUGGCUCUAG
Messenger RNA from Trichomonas vaginalis G3, 6441 nucleotides. Its product is annotated as ataxia telangiectasia mutated (ATM) -related family. Gene Ontology annotation, biological process: TOR signaling; negative regulation of macroautophagy. Gene Ontology annotation, molecular function: protein binding; protein serine/threonine kinase activity; protein-containing complex binding. The transcript has a single exon. Bases 1 to 6441 code for a protein of 2146 amino acids. Gene Ontology annotation, cellular component: TORC1 complex; nucleus; TORC2 complex. The record is from RefSeq and is a predicted model, not a curated record. Lineage: Eukaryota; Parabasalia; Trichomonadida; Trichomonadidae.